GAUGAAGAGGUUAUCGAUACGGAUGUGGAAGAGUGUAUUCUGAAGAUAGAUUUCAAGAAGGAUGAUUUCAAAGAACUUGAGGAGAUUCAAGUUGACGGGAAAGGUGAACAAAUAUGCCGAAUACUUAAACAACAUAUUGAAAAUAAGGAUCUUGUCAACUACAUUGAUCGCUUCAGGACUGCUCAGAGGCGACUGGACACGGCUAUAAUAGCGAUUGAAGAGAAUGACCUCAAUAAACUGAAGAACAUCAUAGAUCCACAACUGGUUCUUAUGCGAGAUCCAAGAGGGUUGACGUUACUUCAUGUGGCCGUAUGCAAAGAACGACACGAAAUUGUUGAAUAUUUGGCGGAUAAAUUUCCGGACUGCAUUAAUGUUACCGAUGAGGUCAACGGUCGUACAGCGGUUCACUUUGCAGCAACCCAACAAAAUGCAAUCUAUGACACUCUUCUUGAGUACGGUGCUGAUUCAGAUCUUCCUGAUAAUGAUGGCUGGACAGCUGCCCGUUAUCGUACCUGUCCAGAUCGCUUCAUCAGACCGUUAUCGCGAGUGACCUGUGCAUCAUCUCCACUUUUCACAUAUUUAUCAUUCGAUGAGAAUGUCUUCGAUCCGGGUUAG
Messenger RNA from Anisakis simplex (herring worm), 615 nucleotides. The record is from the annotation of a GenBank genome assembly. NCBI's taxonomy places the organism in Eukaryota, Metazoa, Nematoda, Chromadorea, Rhabditida, Anisakidae.